UAACACACAUAUACACACACACACAAACAGACAAACACACACACACACACAUGCGCAUCCUCAUACAUCCCAGGACUUUAUCUGUUGUUCGGGAAAGAAGACCUCAGUCCAACGAGGAGAACAAACAGAGAAACAAGAAGCGACACUAAAGAGGAACUUUUAAAGGUGGAUUCUUAAUAUUACAACACUUCAUUAAAGGAUCUGGUAAAUAGAGUUGGAAACAAGACUGAAGAUGACAACUGGAGAAACUUUGACAAGCUUGUUGCUGUAGGAAGGCCUGCUGUCAGCCCAAAGCGGAGAUUGACCAUCUGUCACAUCCAGAGGAUCUGCUGUGAGUGCCAUUUCCCUCCCUCCUCACAUCAGGACUCCCACCCUCUUGUCAUCCCUCCACUGGGACAUCUCCAGAUCAUCAGCAUGCCUACAGCUUGCACAAGGUGCACCUUGGGAGUCUGACCCACCAUGUGCAGAUGGACGCCGUCCGUAGCUCAUCUCUGUCCUGAACCUGGCCUUGGCACCACCACUACUGCAGCCUCCGCUGGGCGACCUCUCCCUCUGCCCAGUGCAGCCUCCCUUUGCCUGGCAUGCUUCACCCUGCUCCUGGUCACCGCUGGCACUGCCACAGGGGCAUGUCCUCCUGGGGUAGGGCAUGAACCCCUUCAGGUGCUUGCGAGUGGCAUCAACUGUUCAUGGACGUUGGAAAGGCACACUCGCAGUUACAAUCACCUAGAGGGCGACGUCCGACUACGGCGACUUUAUUCUGCCAACAAGUUCUUCCUCUGCAUUGAUAAAACAGGCAAGGUGGACGGCACUCGGCGGAAAAACUACGCAGACAGCCUGAUGGAAAUCCGAUCUGUCAGUGUGGGAGUCGUUGCCAUCAAAUCUGUCAGCACUGGGCUGUAUUUAGCUAUGUCCAAGAAAGGCACGCUCUUUGGAUCGGUGAAGUACAACCCGAGCUGCAAGUUCAAAGAGCGCAUUGAGGAGAACGGCUACAACACGUAUGCUUCCCUCCGCUGGAAGCACGGCGGCAGGCAGAUGUUUGUUUCGCUGAACGGGCGAGGGAAGCCACGGCGAGGUCACAAGGCUCGACGAAGACACCCCUCUACUCAUUUCCUGCCCAUGCUCCCCUCCUAGCUGACCAAGUCUGAACUCUGACCGGCAACUGGCUGGCUCACCUGCCUCCUCACUCUAGUGUUGAUCUAGCUAUGAUGGCAAUCUUUAUUUUUAUUAUUCCAUCCUCCUGUCACAUAAAUGUACAUUUGUUGAGGUUUGUAACAUUUGUAGAGUUACUGUAGUAUAAUAUGUACUUUUAAGUUAUUUUCUCCAUUUUCUAAUGAUGUUCAGUAAUACAGUCCAAUACAGUAGAAUUAUACUAUCUUCAGGCAUUUGUCUCUGUGUCUGAACUGCAUGUAAAGAGGUGUUUGGGUGACUUUAAGAGGCUGAAAAGGGACAACAGGGCUUGGAAACAACAAAAUCUGGCUUAUUGAUUUGUAAGCCUAUUUUAGAUGCCAAGCAAAAAUAAGAAUGAAAGCAUCUGGUACAGCAUAAAUGAUAUUUAUCUCAUCUGUGAUAUCGCUAUUAGAAAAAGAGGCAACUUUGAAAUAGUUGCAAAUCACGGCCAAAGCUACCACUGAGGUCACUGAGGUCACAUCCUCAGUAAUUUUGUGGGCUUUUUGGGGGAGUCACAUUCAUUCAUUAAAAAAUAUGGAUAUUAGCAAUGUUUGUAAGCUUAAAUGUGACAACAAUAACAUAAUUUAAUUUUUAAAAAUGACAGUUGGAUCGGGGUUGAACUCAGCAUUUCUUUGGCUAUGGCUCUGCUUCAAAUCCGACAUCUUCACUGUUGCUUGGGAUAUACUGUACUGACACUACUGGAGAGACACUGUACACUGAACUGUACAGUCGAGACGAGAAUCUCUGCUGACUCAAACACUUUGAUAAAUGUACUAUUCUGUCUGUAUGUGUCUACAUAUGACAGGAGACAACAGAAACUAAGCUAAUAACUGGGAUAAAAUGCUGGACUUUUGUAUGUUUGUGCAUGUUUCUGUCAGACUGCUUCUCCCGUUCAACAACACACAGCUAAUGGAUUCAGCAUCAGUAAAGAUACAUCUGUGUCUCAUCUAGUCUCAGUACUUAGUUCAGUCAUGAAAUAAUAAUAUACGUUUUGAGUCAUUUAAUACAUUAGAGCAGCCGUAGGUACACCAGAUGUCACUAGCAGACACUUCAUUAAUUUUGUACACAGUAGUAACGGUUAUUACAUACUGCCUCUCUGUCAAGUCUUGCUAACAUUUUCUCAAGGCUGUUGCUAAUAGAACAUUUAAUAUAUUUAAAACAUUUUGUACUCUUUAACUGUUUGAAGUUGAUGUUUAUUGUUAUUGUCGACUUUUUUUUUGUGUUGGAUUGUAGUCAUACUGUUUAAAAAAA
Molecule: messenger RNA, 2418 nt
Organism: Larimichthys crocea (large yellow croaker)
Lineage: Eukaryota; Metazoa; Chordata; Actinopteri; Sciaenidae
Gene: fgf22
Product: fibroblast growth factor 22
Exons: 3
Coding region: 460-1131 (223 amino acids)
Molecular function (GO): growth factor activity
Source: RefSeq, a predicted model, not a curated record